UCACUUACUUUCUCUCUAAUUCUGAUGUGUACCUGAUAGAUAUGGAGAACAGUCAGAUUCCUGGUUGCUAAAUGAAGCAAAGCUGCCGGGUUAAUCAUCUUCUUUCUGUACGAUGCUAAGUGUAAGGACAAGGGCCAAAGAACAGAAAGCAAAUACCUUACUCUGCGAUAUCAUCGAGGUGGACUGUAUGGAGAUUUCUUUACGUACAUGAAUAAGUGAGUGGCCGAGAAGAAUCAAAAGUAACAAUGUGUUCCAAGGUGUUUAUGUUUCUGAUUGGAGCUGUGUACGUCUACUAUUCGGUCCUUGCAGCAGAAGAUGUCUUCAUAGCUGAGCUGAUGUUGGAGAGUAAUGUCACGCUGGAAGCCCAGACCAUCCUCUCAGUUUUCAGUAGGACAGAUGACCUCGAAGUGAUCGAUAAAAGUGGAGCUUCCCACACAGUGACCCUCUUACAAAAUGAACUGGUAGCAGAUUGCCUGAUUGUUGGAGAUAUAUUCAGUUGCAACUGCUCUGACGGAUACAUUUGGAGCAAUCAAGUGUGCUACGAUUACCAGUGUUGCAGAGAAACGACUUGCACACAAAACGUGUCCCACAUCAUGCCACUCUGCAUCGCCAAAGUCAAAGUUCACAUCAAUGGAUCAGUCAUACUGACUGAAAGCACCUGGGAUAGCAGCAAAAACACCAUGCUUGUAACUGCCUUCGAAGGACUGAAUGGCUUUGAGUCCCUUAAUGUAACCGUUCUAAGGCAGGGCAACAGCAUUGCUGACUUUGAGGCAGCAGUCAGUGUCAAGUUUGACACUUCUACACUUCAAAGCAUAAUCACAAACCUGGAAACCCAGCUUAAAGCUGUGCUUUGGGUCGACACUGAAGGAAUGGUUACCAUAGAGUCGCCCGAGGGUGCGGUGUGCUACCUCUCCUCUCCAGAACUGAAAUGCUUAUUUGAGGAGGCGACGGGCAGCGCCGGCUGGAACAUGAGCAAGAAGCACGAGCGCUUCGAGCUCAACAACGGCAGUGUGGUGAAACUGAACCACAACUGCUCCACACCGGAAUACAAGUCUUGUGUUGCAGUUACGCUCAAGAACCUGACAGGGAUCUGGACAGGCACGUAUGAGUGUGGAUUUACUAGGGGGUCAGUCAGACACAUAGCCAAGACACAACUGAGUGUGGCGCUCCUCCCUGAUGAGAUCACCCUGAACAUCAACCCCCUCGCUGUGGACUGCUCUGAGGGCGAUAAAAGUGCCAUCGAAGUUGCCAUCACUGCCACCAUCCUAAACAGCACAGAGAAUUUUGAUGUUUGGUGGAGCUACAUGGGUGAAAAGAAAUCUGAACUGUUUAACAGAUCUGAUGGAGAUCACCUGGUGUAUGACUUCACUGCUUCUGUUAGCUGCCAAAAAACCAUGGAUGCACAAUAUGUCAUGGUCACUUUUAAAAACAAAAAGGAACAGGAAAAAAGUGCACGAGUGGAUAUCCCAGUCAUUUAUGCGGGUACACAGUUUUGCGAUGAGGAUGAUGUAAAUGGAGAGAUAUGGCCCAAAGCCCCAGCUGGAGACACAGUGAUUAAUCGAACAUGUGCGGAGGGCAGGGUUGGCUAUAAGUCACGCACUUGUGAAGGCACCAGCUGGGACCUAGUGUUCAACUACUGCAUCAGUCAAGAAUUGAGGAAAAUUUUAAAUGCCGCAGACAACUUCCUCAAGGGCCUCGGGGCUUCCCAGAAUGUGGCCCUGGAUAUAUUUAAUGGACUUCAGAACACCACCACAUUUGAUUCUGAUGCCAGUGACACUAUGGCCGAAAUUACCGGUUCCAUCAGCGUGCUUUAUGUGAUGGCCACUGCAUCAGAAAAUGUUCACUUGCAGGAGGAUGUCUUGCCUGAUUUUGUUAGCGCAACAAGCAACAUCUUGAACAAGACCUGGGUUGGGGUCAACGAGUCUACUGUUCACAACAUGUCAUCAAAUUAUCUUCAAUCUGUGGAAGGUCUAGUGAAGAACAUUAAGGUCAACAAGACGAAUGAAAUCAACAGCCAAAACUUGGAGCUCAAACUCUGCUCAACUCGUGACUGUAAUGUGUCCGCGUUUGAUGUCAGCGUGAACCUAAAUAAGACCAAUGGAAUAAUGAAAACUGUCGCUGUGAAAAAUCUAAUGGAUAAAUUAAGAAACAACUUCGGCCAAACUACACCUACCAGCCUCUUGCUAUUGGCCACACUAGAGGACAACAAUGAUUCAUCGCUAGAAAUUAAACUGGACUUCCCCAAGGAGCAGCUGAAAGCCAAUAAACCUUUCUGCGUCUUCUGGAACACUACAGAGAAUGACUGGUCAGAUGCAGGAUGUUUUGUCAAAACUAGUGAUGGGAACCGUACAGUCUGCGAGUGCAACCACCUGACUUCAUUCUCUGUCCUCAUGGCCAAGGGGGAUGUAUCUACAGACGUCCUAGAUAUGAUUACCAGUGUGGGCUUGGGUGUGUCCAUCUGCUCCUUGCUGAUCUUCCUCAUCAUUGAGUAUCUAGUGUGGUCGGCUGUGGUCAGGACUAACCUCUCACAUUUCCGCCACACAGCCCUGGUGAAUAUUGCCAUCUUCCUCCUGCUCGCUGACUGCAGUUUCUUGGCUUCCACUUCUCCUGAGACUCUCAGCGACACCUGGUGUCUUGUUUUUACCUUAUGCAAACACCUGUUUUUCUUAGCCAUGUUCAGCUGGAUGCUGUGCAUGAGUGUCAUGCUUGUCCACCAGCUCAUCUUUGUCUUCAGCCCGCUGAGAAAAAGAGUCUUCAUGUUCAUCUCCAGCAUCGUAGGCUAUGUUUGCCCAAUCCUGAUAGUGGGGUCUAGCUACGUGUAUUGCAAAUACACCAACACGUCUUACCACGACUCGACCACAUGCUGGCUAGUUUUUGAGAGACUGUUGGAGGGCUCUAUACAUGCUUUCCUCCUCCCAGUGGGAACUGUUAUUUUGACAAAUCUCUUUUCCAUGGUGGUCGUCAUUGUUACUCUGGUGAAGUCCUCUGUCCCUGAUGGCAACAAGACAGAUGACAAGGAGACAGCUAAAAGUAUCCUCAAAGUGGUGGUUUUUCUGACACCCAUCUUUGGAAUAACAUGGAUUAUUGGCUUCGCUCAGCUUAUGUUGGACGCAGACAGUCCCAUGUUUAUUGUUGCUCAAUACAGUUUCACCAUCCUCAAUUCCUUCCAGGGCCUUCUCAUUUUACUAACAGGGUGUUUUGCAGAGCAGAAGGUUCGGGAGGAACUGUUAAAGCUCAUAAUGGCAAAAUCAAAAGGAAAAAGUGAGAGCAUGAAAAAUUUGACCUCAACCGCAUACACAAAAGACAAGUGAAGACUGAGAUUGUGAAGACGGAAACAGCAACUCACAUGCAUGCAGCUCCACUUCACCAGGCAACUGGAAAGUACAUCGUAGAGUUUGCUGUGUGUUAAAUUACAGAUCCUAGAUGGUUACAAAUGUGCAGCUGGUUGUCUAAAACCAGGCUCAUAUUUAACUGAAGCUUAAUAAAUAGAACCCUGAUGUUUUGAUAAUAUCUAUAACCUUGAUAGAAACAUUAUUAGUAGUAGCACAGGUACUAGCACUGAUUAUCAUCAUCCUCUUCUGAGGCUGACAAGGAUUUCACAUUAAGUCAAAUCCACAUUUACAUAUUACUCCAGGGAGUAAUAUGUAAAUGUGGUUAAUGUAUAGACUUUCUUCACUUGCAUCACUCCAUUUUCUUCACUGUAUGUACCGUUUAAUUGGAUGUUGUGUAUUCUGCAUGCCGAGAUUGUGAGUGCUGACUUUACAUAGAACAAAACAGACAAGUUUGGCUUGGUUUGAUAAUUUUGAAUAAAAGGACAGU
Molecule: messenger RNA, 3819 nt
Organism: Chelmon rostratus (copperband butterflyfish)
Lineage: Eukaryota; Metazoa; Chordata; Actinopteri; Chaetodontiformes; Chaetodontidae
Gene: adgrf3b
Product: adhesion G protein-coupled receptor F3b
Exons: 19
Coding region: 246-3311 (1021 amino acids)
Biological process (GO): cell surface receptor signaling pathway; G protein-coupled receptor signaling pathway
Cellular component (GO): membrane
Molecular function (GO): G protein-coupled receptor activity
Source: RefSeq, a predicted model, not a curated record